AACAAACUUCAAAUCAACAAAAAGAGAAAAGGAACUUAAGUCUAUUCCAUAAUUAUUUUCUCCUAUUCACUUCCAAAUAUUUCUUGUUUCUCAUUUGUUAUUAGGAAUUUUGGUCCUCUAGCACAUUCUAAUGGCCAAGUUAGAUAUUCAAAUCCAGAAAAAGAAAAUGAUAAAGCCCUCAACUCCUACCCUGAAUCAUCUUCGGACCCUCAAACUUUCAUAUUUUGAUCAGGGUGCACCUCGUAUGUAUGUACCAAUACUGUUCCAUUACUUACCAAGUAGUGUAGGAAUUACUGAAAGAUGUGAUAAGUUGCAAAAAUCUUUGGCCGAGAUGUUAACCAUGUUUUACCCUCUAGCUGGGAGAUUUAGUGAAGAUGAAUUCUCAAUUCUCUGCAAUGAUGAAGGUGUUGAGUAUGUCGAAACCAAAGUGAACACGGAUCUUGCUGAAUUUCUCCACCAAGGACCCAAGAAUAUUGAGCUUCUGGAUGAUCUUCUUCCAACAGAUUUGCCAUCAAGUCCAUUACUUGGAAUCCAAGUGAACGUAUUCAAUUGUGGAGGCCUAGUCAUGGGCAUACAAAUUUCACACAUUCUAGCCGAUGGUUUCACAUUAGGAACAUUUGUCAAGGAAUGGGCACGCAUUAGCCUUACAGGGAUGACAAAAGGCUGUCUCCCAAUUAGUUUCGGUGGCUUGUCAUCGCUCUUCCCAACGAGAGUGCAAUCAGGACCUCAGUUUGCAGCACCUUCGAAUAGAGACCCUAACAUUGUCACGAAGAGGUUUGUUUUUGAUGCCCUGGCAAUAGCAAAGCUAAGAAACAGAACCAACUCGAGUGCCACAUUCAGGAGACCUACUCGAGUGGUGGCUGUCAUGUCGUUAAUAUGGAAGGUUCUGGUGGGCAUUUCGUUAGCCAAACAUGGACAUGCAAGGGACUCUCAUUUAUUAUUUCCGAUCAAUUUGAGGGGAAAAUCAAAUUUACCAUCUUUAGAGCAUGCUCUAGGGAAUUUCUACGUGACUGUAGUUGCUGCACUUGAGGCAAACAAGUCAAGAAAGGAGUUAACUGACUUUGUUAGCGUGGUAGGAGGUAAAACAAGGGACAUAGCUGCAGGCUUUAGUAAUGCAAACAUCGACGAUAUUACCUCUGCGUGUGUUACCUAUGGCACAGAAGUUGUAAGCAAACUUGGUCAGAAAGAUGUAGACAAUUAUCCUAGCACGAGUUGGUGCGGGUUUCCGUGGUAUGGAGCAGACUUUGGUUGGGGAAAGCCAUGUUGGGUGAGCAGUGUUAGCAAAAAUUAUGAAGGAAUUAGUCUGUUGGACACAAAAAAUGGAGAUGGUAUAGAAGCAUGGGUUGGUUUGAAGGAGGACGACAUGGCUGAAUUCGAGAGAGACCCUGAGAUUUUGUCCUCCACCUCGAAUCGAAAGUUGCAUUUGAUUCCUCAAGGAAUUGAUAUAUAAAUAUAUCAGCUUAAAACUAAGAUUUCUUGAUUCUAUUAAGACAUACUUAUACUACCUAAUUACGUUAAUUCUUUAAUUUCUUUCAUUUGAAUGAUGAAACUAUAAGCAUCUUGAAUGCAUCCUUUUGAUUGAAGAGAAAUUAAUGCAAUCUCUUGUGACAUUUUUCUGUGUCCUAACUUUAGUGAAAUGAGUAUUUCCACUUCUAAUCCGUUCAUUUACCAAAUAAGUGAAUUAUCAGAAAUAGUUUUUUAAUGUAUGUUUUAUUUUUUUAAUGAAUAUUUUUGUUUUCUCUUCGAUCUCUCUAUAUAAGUAACAUAUAUACGAUUUCUUUAUUGGA
This is a messenger RNA of Capsicum annuum, 1787 nucleotides long. Its product is annotated as acetyl-CoA-benzylalcohol acetyltransferase-like. The coding region runs from base 131 to 1450 and encodes 439 amino acids. The transcript has a single exon. The record is from RefSeq and is a predicted model, not a curated record. Lineage: Eukaryota; Viridiplantae; Streptophyta; Magnoliopsida; Solanales; Solanaceae.